CUACCAUCUGCUCAGCUCUGAAGGUCCCAGGCUAAGGCAAGCUAAUGAACUAACAUCCAUCUCUACGGUAGGAGUUGCUUUCGCCCCCCACUCAACACGGGUUACCGCCACAUUGCCACUUUUUGUGGACGCACACGCCUUCUGACGCAUCAUCGCUGGUCAUUCUCACCAUCCGAACGCUGUUUAAGGACCUCUUCUUCUCGAUUCACAGCCGAAUCCAACAGAGUCAUCAUGGACCCACUGUCGCCCAAUAGGGUACCUGCCAUGCCGACAUGGCCAGAUUCGCCAGAUACACCUAUCCGUUCUUCGUCCUCUAACCACAUCACAUCCCCACUUCCAACCUCUUCCUCCAUCUCAUCCUUCAGAGAACCAAAGGUGUUUGGGGCACCACCUCCUUCUCUAGUCAGUCCACCUAUCGGUCAGCCUGAGAGUGGUGGAUCAUCCACGUCGCAGGAUGGGACAUCGAGCCGUGCUCAGCAAGGACCUUUUCUACGCGUUAGAAUCGGUGGAUUGGAGAGAAAUAGAAAGGACAUGUUGGUCCGGUUCGAUGCGAGUACCAACUUGCCAAAUUUUCGGACUGGUCUGUAUCGGAAUAUGCAGCGGACCUACGCCGAUUUCCAACGAUUCGUCGAGCAGACCUCACAUACCUCUCCGCAUACCAUCAUCCCUGCUUUACCACUUCCUACCACGUCCGCAAUGACAGAUGCAGAAGACGAUCGGCUGGUCCGCAUCGCUCUUCAGCGUUGGUUCACCCGAGUGUGCGACGAUCCAGUAUUGAUGAGAGAUGACGAGUUGAGAUCGUUCAUCGAGUCGGAAUUCAGUUACAAUCCUGUUCUGCCUGCUUCAGCCAGGAGACAGACAUCUUCCUCUUCAGCCGCUACAAACGUCCUCACCGCUGCUCUGUCCAAAGUUGUAAGAAGAGGACCAGCGGACGAAGAUGAAGAGCUCGCUUCGGCCAAAGGAGCAUUGGAAAAACUCGAAGGGACAUGGGGUGGUGCAGCGACAAACGUCAAUUCGCUCGGCAAAGCCAGACGAGCACAUGCCAUGGCGUUCACAGACGUCGGUGCAAAGAUGGUCAGUCUAUCGACGGUGGAAUCGGAUAUGCAGCUCGCCGCGGCGGUCAGAAAGGUUGGAAGAGCGUACGAGCAAUUGGCGAACCUCGCUGGAUCACAGGCCGUCAGCGAGAAUGUGGUCCUGAGCGAUUCCCUAGGGUAUCAAGCACUUAAUGCCCGAGCCGCCAAAGAUGCACUCCUUCACCGAACCCAGAUUCUCGAAGACUCUCAAAACGCAGCUAAAGCCGCGAUCAACAAACGCCGGAACGUGGAGAGACUUCGAGGAGCUUCCAAUAUCAACCCAAUGAAAGUCGAUGAUGCGAUCAGUGAGAUGGAAGAGGCAAACACGCUCGAAGGUGAAUACCAAGGACGACUUAAUGCGAUCUCUCGACAUCUCCACGUCGCUCUACGUGCCCACUCUCGACAAACUCACGAGGAUGUUGCCCUUGCACUACUGGAGAACGCUCGAUUGACCGUCGGCUUCCACAAACACGCUCUCAGGGAAUUGGAAGCUUUGCAACCUGAUUUCACACGAAUCGGUACCAACAACGCGCCGCCCAUCUCAAACACUGCAUCGAGUAUACAUCAGCGACCUCAGCUUCCCACCGCCCCCACCGUUCCGUCCACCAUGGGUCGAGCGGGCGAUCCCCGUCUAUCCGUCGAGAGUGAUCGCAUGUCCGCCAGACAAGGCUCCAGUCCGGGACUACUCGGACACGUUCAGGCCCCUGCGAUGGACGGCAGUAAAUCCAUGUUCCUUCCCUCUCAACCUCCUCCACCGAUAUCUUCCUCCGGUCUGCCGGCCAGACCUGGAUCCACCGGUCCGUCCAUGUCGACUCACACUGAUCCGCUUGCUGGGAUGCCACCUGGCGCUCACAUGGCUCAGAGCAUGAUGCUUCCAGGGCAGUCGGCACAGAGGUCACAGACGUUGGGUCGGGCACAGGGUAGACGGCUGGACGAAAGACAAGCCGCAAAGAUGCUCGCCGGUGGGUUCUGAGUUGGCUACCUGGUGUAUCUUGUCAUGCAGCUGUAAACUUUCCCGUGGGCGUCUGAUAGCAAUUUU
Molecule: messenger RNA, 2112 nt
Organism: Kockovaella imperatae
Lineage: Eukaryota; Fungi; Basidiomycota; Tremellomycetes; Tremellales; Cuniculitremaceae
Exons: 9
Coding region: 232-2046 (604 amino acids)
Biological process (GO): retrograde transport, endosome to Golgi; intracellular protein transport
Cellular component (GO): endosome; retromer, tubulation complex
Molecular function (GO): phosphatidylinositol-3-phosphate binding
Source: RefSeq, a predicted model, not a curated record